AUGAAAAAAAAUGUCUUGUUUACACUAACCUGCAUGAAUUCCAGAUAACAACAGUUCAACAAAGAACUGACUACCCAAGGAAGGCAGGUUACUUCUUUGUCUCUCCCACCAUCGAAAAUUCUUGGUUGAGCGACCUCACCAAUUUCCCGCCACAAGUCCUUACUCUUCAUUGAAAAUCGAGAUUUGUACUAAAAACGCCAUUUAGCUCCAUCGCUUCACCAAGACAACCGCCGCCAUGACGAACAAACUGCACUGAUGUCCGCCAAAACUGAAGUGGAUUUCAUAAUAUCGCGCCAAAUACAUUUUAUUGACUAAAUAAGGACUCGGGGUAUUAUGUUUCUGAUAACGAUGAUAGAUACACACCUUUCAUUCAGGAAGCGUGUUGAAAAAAUGAAUUAACGUCUAAUUGGAUUAUUAGUAGUCAACGCAUAUUUUCAAAGAUCCCUGUGGCGCAUUCCUGAACUGGCCUAAGCUCGUCAUGUCAGUCCCUUAAGUUGAGGAAGAUUCCUUUGGGUUUUGUCAUUGUUUUAGCUAUUGAUGGGUGCRGCAAUGAUAGGCCUAAUAAGGGUGUGUAUAGGGAUUGUCCCUCCUUGGGUUGUUUUAAGAUACACUGUGGUUGCAUCAUGAUCCUCAUCAGGGGUUGYGUUCCCACCAAAGGUAGAUCGAGAGAUGUUUUCUUGCCCUUCUAUCUUAAGAUUUAAGUGRUUCGCAAAUGUUGUGUUUAUAAAGGAUCAUUGGGAACCUUCAUCAAACAGAAUGUUUGCAGAGACGUCGCUGUUCCAUCCCUUGACAUAUGCUAUGACGGUUUUAAGAAGAAUACCGGUGCGUUUGGCGCCAGAAURCAACAACGAAACAGAUGACAAGUCAGUGUUCUUUAAUAAUAGUGAACUCGUAACAUUGUUGGCAUUUGGAACAGAUUUCUUAAGAUCUUGAGGGUUAGAAUUUGAUUCAUUACYCUGGMAAAGGCUGGUAUGGUGUUUGCAAUUGUUACAGAUUCACACUCUUGGGGGUUGUAUUGUCCCGCUUCUAGAAUUUCAACUUMAUUCAAUAGUGYCUUUGGCAAUUCUUCAAUUUGCCACUCCUUAUUCGCAUUUUGUCGGGCAARGUUUUUCUUUACUUCAUUGGGAAGUUUUCUCUGAAUUAUAGGCACGAGAAUAUCGCCGUAUAUACUAGAAGAUUUUCCUAGCRCAUCUAAACCACAUACGUGUGUUUCAGUGUUAUCAUAAAAUGAUCUUAAGCUUGAUAGGCGAUUUGUUGGCCCUGGUAGGUUURAGAGGGCCUCCAUAUGUGCAUUAAUAAUCUUAUUUGUUUGGCCAAAUCUUUCCUUUAGUAGCUUUACMCUUUUGGCAUAGGCCCGGGUCGCACUAGCGGAUAAAAAUAAUUUUUGAAGAAAAAUGUGACACCAAAAAUUUGAAACCCACAACGGAAGUUCAAAUAUUUUAUUAAGGUCGCACUAAAAAAUGUAAUAAAGGAUUAAACGUAAGCGGAAAUUUGAGCUCAAUCAUGUUUCGCGCGCUUUUUUUGACUCAACUUAGCGAUCAACAACAUGGAUGCAAAUCAAGCUUUCUGUUUCACUGUGGCUCUGAUGCUUUUUAUCAGUAUGAAUAUACAACARCAACAAAUGUUUGCAUUUUUCACUUUACAUCAAAGAUGGAUGACCAACCGUUUACUUGCUYGGUUGGCUCUCGCGAGAAUAAAUCGACGUCGUCUACGUAGAAUACGUGCUCAACMGUAUGCCUGGAUUCUUCCUCGACCAAAUGKUUCAUGGUUUGAAAUACAAUACAACAAUGCUAAUAUUCCCGAUGAUUACUUUMGACAGCAGUUACGAGUGAAUAGAAAUACAUUCAAUAUAAUACUCAAUAUACUUGAUGGAGGAUUAAACAGGCAGAACUCAAAAUUCAGAAAUUGUUUACGGCCUGAAAAAAUACUAGCUUUAGGACUAUACAGAUUAGCUCAUGGAAACUCGACGUAUUCUACUAUUGGUCCAGUUUUCAAUGUCGGAAAAUCUACUGUAAUUGAAGCAGUACAAGAUGUUGUGGAGGCCCUUUAUGAAAUUCGUCAGCAGCACAUAAAAUUACCCCAAACGGUCGCAGAAAUCGAGAAUGAAACGCAAAACUUCUCGGACUUGACCGAUUUACCAAACGUUGUUGUAACUAUUGACGGGUCACAUGUCCGAAUAAAAGCACCAAUUGAAGAUGCUGAUUAUUUUAGCAGAUAUCAGCAACAUGACUUCGUGAUUCAAGCAAUUUCAAACAGCAAAAAGUUAUUUCUCGAUUUUGCCURUGGAUUUCCUGGCAGUAUGCACGAUGCUAGAGUGCUUAGGCGAAGCAAUGUAUUUAACUUGGCAGAGCAAGGGAAUUUUCUUACUCUACCAACAGUUGAUAUCAAUGGUUACAAUGUCUAGUUGGAGAUAGUGCUUAUCCGCUUUGCCCUUGGCUUAUUAAACCAUACCCAGAGGGAAGAUGAGACCCAGCAGAGAUAAGAUUUAAUAAAGAGUUAUCCUCGGCACGUGUUGUUAUUGAGUGUGCGUUCGGCAUGCUUAAAAAUCGAUGGCGUAUUCUCCAAAACGUUUUG
This is a messenger RNA of Exaiptasia diaphana, 2574 nucleotides long. RefSeq names its product protein ALP1-like. The transcript is spliced from 2 exons. The coding region runs from base 1547 to 2404 and encodes 285 amino acids. The record is from RefSeq and is a predicted model, not a curated record. Lineage: Eukaryota; Metazoa; Cnidaria; Anthozoa; Actiniaria; Aiptasiidae.